Symbiodinium necroappetens is the source of this 390-nucleotide messenger RNA. The record is from the annotation of a GenBank genome assembly. NCBI's taxonomy places the organism in Eukaryota, Dinophyceae, Suessiales, Symbiodiniaceae.
AUGACGGCGAGCCUCUUGACGGCCCUGGGGCUGGCCGGGCACGAACUCACGAUCACCGAGGUGGUGGAGGGAACCUACCGUCGCCUUGGGAGGAUUCAGGCGCACCAGCGCCGGCUGGCGACUGCUUGGACGGUUCAGUACCAGGUGGUCACAGCCCUCAGCCGAGCAAACACACUGAGUGAGGCAGUGGCUGAUAUUGGGCAGGACCUGGCCAGCUUCCAGGCCAUUCUUGCCAGUGCCUUCUCAGCCGCCGGUGUGGACGACAGCUCCCUAAUGCUGAGCAGCUUCGGGGCCGUUUCGAUGCAGGUGCAGGCUCGUUCGGACGACUCCCAGAUCAAAGAUCCGGACACGUCGGACCCGAAUGUCACAGUGGACGCAAGUAAUGCUACU